Colossoma macropomum (tambaqui) is the source of this 2143-nucleotide messenger RNA. RefSeq lists its product as uncharacterized. The transcript is spliced from 2 exons. The record is from RefSeq and is a predicted model, not a curated record. The coding region runs from base 623 to 2143 and encodes 506 amino acids. Gene Ontology annotation, molecular function: nucleic acid binding; zinc ion binding. Lineage: Eukaryota; Metazoa; Chordata; Actinopteri; Characiformes; Serrasalmidae.
UGUUUCCUCUAUUUAACGUAUAUGUAGAGGACUGAAAAAUAAAAGGGUUUAUUAGUUCCAGUAAAAUAGGGACCCUCACAUUUUUUUUGUUAUUUAUGUAGUUGACUUGAUUUUAUUACAUUUUGUUUAUUGUGAACAUUAGUACACCGUAUUUUUGUGACAGUGCUGAGGAUGUCAAAUCAUUGUCUUUUAAGACAAAGUAGUUAUAUUUAUUUCACCCAGUAGAGGGCGCUCUUAGGCUGAACCGACAGGAAAACGGGCUGUGUGGAUAAAAGGUUCAGAAUAAACCUUGCCCCGCAGGCUGACGACACAUUCAUUUUUGUGUUGGUUUUCCUUGUCGUUUUAGAGAGAGAGAGAGAGAGAGAGGGAGAGAGAGAGAGAGAGAGAGAUCAUUCUCGACCAUCUCCCGCCAUCAUACAGCCAUUUGCUGCUAUGAUUCCAUAUUGUGCACGGCUCAGGUUCCCCUAGGCCUGAGGCCGGCAACAAUUGGGGGCUCGUCCGGGAUAGCGCCACCUGGUGGGGACAGCCGCCACUGCACCUGAAUGAUCCUGUUGUCGACGCUUCAGGGAGAGCUUCUGCAAAUAAGUAAUCCAGAGAGUCAAGACUUCAGGCAACAAGGACAAUGGCAACAUCCAAACCACGUCAGACGCUUAUCUGGGACAUUCACAAAAGAUUGCCUACACUGAAUCUGAGACAGCUGCGAACCCUUGCGGCAGCCUUAGAGAGUGAACAAACAGAGGAGGCUCUAAAUGUGUCUACACUCAGUGAACCAGAACUGUAUUACUACAUCACGGACUAUGUCAAAAGUGAGAAGUUGCAGAGUCUGGAGGAUGAGGGCAUGUCAUGCUUGCUCCUCCUCUGUGACAUGAUUAGCGAACUCAUAGCAAGUAAUGACGCAACCCAAGUGGCAAGUGAAAGCACACUGACAUCGCAAGGCAAAGGAACAACGGCACAGCUAAAUGCGACCCCAGUUCAAGGUGACAACACAUCUCCAGAUAUGCCAGUGGCAACACAAGGCACCUGCACAUCUGCUGCCCUCAUCAGCAUGUCAGCUAACAUGGACAGAGACACUGUGAUGCAUGUGUCAGCUGGUAGAGACUCCGUUCCUGUGGGUAGGAGAAGUACAUCAUCAGUGGGGUCAGAUCAGGUGGUAAGACUUACUGAAGUAGCAGCUUUUCUGCCCCGUAGAGAGUUGAAAAUUCAGGGGGGCCAGAUAUCAGACUCAGGAUCUGAAAUCAUUUACAAUAGUAUUUGUAAACAGAUAGAUGAGGGUCUGAAGGAGGGAUUCACAGAGUCAGAAGUUAUUAGGUCUGUACUGAGAGUCACAAAACCAGGUACUUUCAAAGAGUUUCUGACAGAUAAGGUUGACCUUACAGUUGAUGGGUUAAAGCGCCUACUGAGAUCUCAUAUUCGAGACAAAAGUAGUACUGAGCUCUUUCAGGAGUUGAGCAAUGCUAAACAGAAUGAGAGGGAGACACCUCAACAGUUCGUAUACCGAAUAAUGGGUCUCAAGCAACGUGUACUACUGGCGUCACAGCAGUGUAGCUCUGAGUUCAAUUAUGACAGAAGGCUAGUUCAAGGUGUGUUUCUCCAUACACUGUAUCAGGGUCUAAAUGAAAAAAGCAACAACAUUAGAUGUGACAUAAAACCCUACCUUACUGAUCCACAAGUGACAGAUGAUUUCAUCUUAGAACAGAUAACUAAAUCUGCAACAGAGGAGGCAGAAAGACAAAAACGCUUGACUUCCGCAGGGAAACAGAGACCAGUGACUGUUAGUUCAGCUCAGGAGGUUAACACUGACCAGAUUAAUCAGACUAAAUUAACACAGGUCGAUAGUGAGUUACAAGCCAACCGCACUGCUAUCAUGCAGCUGACAGCUCAAGUGUCAGCACUAACUAAAAGUCUAGAGAAAGUGGUGACCUCAAAUGGUAGUGAGAUGCCUGCUACUCACCCACAGUCCGCUCCUAAAAUCCAGCCACCGAAGGUUACCGUGAAGAGGAAGUGUCAGGAAUGUAUUCAACAGGGAAGAGAAAAAUGUGUCCAUUGUUUCCUCUGCGGCCAAGCCGGACAUAGGGCUGUGGGGUGUUUUAAGCAGUCUGGGUCGGGAAACUGGGUGAGGUCACUGGAAAGGGACAGCCAGUGA